Messenger RNA from Fusarium proliferatum ET1, 1464 nucleotides. RefSeq lists its product as uncharacterized. Bases 1 to 1464 code for a protein of 487 amino acids. The record is from RefSeq and is a predicted model, not a curated record. Lineage: Eukaryota; Fungi; Ascomycota; Sordariomycetes; Hypocreales; Nectriaceae. The transcript has 4 exons.
AUGCGCGAGCUCAGCCAAAAGACAACCUCUCGCGCACCACAGACUGCACCAAGUGAACAGCAUAUCACGGGCUCGGUCCCCAAAUUAGCAGUUGUAUCUCAUCCAGGAGCUGAGGAUCAAACAUCCGCAACUCGUCCUGAUCCACCAGUCGCUCCAGUCCAUGUAAUUCGGAAGAUGUAUACCUGGAUCAAUGGUAACCCUGAAACGCCAAAGGACGUCGUCGAGCUACCCGAGUCGAUCGCAGCUCAAUUGGCUUCAAAUAGACUGGGCCUGCGUUUUAUUGAAACAUCUAAGAAAAGUAUCCCACGACUGCACUUCCUACAAGGAACUAUUGACAAAGCUCUCAGUGGAGCAUAUAACCUUCUCUCUGUGACCUGCUUGCUAGCAGGCAUGCAAACUCACUUUUCCAUCAUCAACAAAGACCUUCAUACGUCGCUUUACAACGUCCUCAAGUCUGAGCUCGCCAAGCUCUCGCUCGAGUCUCCUCUUAAGCUGCCGUCCCUCUAUGCGAUGCUUCUAACCUGUCUUCUAAACUUGAACCUCGGCUACUCUGAUAGCUUUAUCGACGCCUGGCUCUUGAGUGGCUCGCUGAUCCUUCACCUUAUGCUCUCGUUGGAUUUUCCUGUUCUGCAGCAAGCGACUGCGUCGUUACUUUAUACCGAGGAUGAUAGGCAUCGGAUACUGACGUGGAAUGCCGCAUGUCUCCAACAUCUCAAAUUCACAAUCGGUGUAGGGAAGCUGUCGGCUGUGCGAAUGGACCUGGCGGCACAUUACGUUGAGAUAGUUAAGCACGCAGAUGGUUUCAACGAAUUGGACAAGGAAGUUGUGGCCGAACUCGAGCUUUUCAUAUUAUUAUAUCGAGGCAUCGUUGAGGAGCAUGUCUCAGCUAAUCAACUUCAAAGCAACCUCACACAAUGGCAUAUUACUAAUGCAAAGCUGCUUAAUCUUGAUGAUAGCCUAGAGUUAAAAUUUGCUCUCUCGACAUUUAGCUUACUUGCCAACAGAUGGGAGUUGUCCCAACUACAGAAGGAAGACAUCAACAACGUCCGCGAGAAUGCUGUGUAUGGCCAGCACAUCGAGUCCAUACUAGAGCACAGCCACCACGUCGUACGGCUCUCAAGGGACAUGAUUAAGCAGAAAAAGAUCAUCCACACUUUCGACUUCCUUAUGGGCGCUUAUGCGCACAUCACGCUGGUCGAGUUCUCGGACAAUCUCGAGGACAUCGAUGAGACGUUUCGUCUAAUGGAGGAAGUGCAAAAUCUGCGAAAGGAUACAUAUGUUGUCGAACCGGUCUCUAUCUGGGCUAUGAACAUGAUGAGAAAAAGAGUGUUUGAUGCGGCACGACCUGAGGUGGACACACAAACACAAAUGUUGCCUGGUCUUGAUAUUUGGUGGCCGCCUUUUGAAGCUUUAAGUACUAGGAUGGAGUAUACGUCAACAGAAGUAAGCGAGCAAUAUCAAUAG